Molecule: messenger RNA, 6411 nt
Organism: Eublepharis macularius
Lineage: Eukaryota; Metazoa; Chordata; Lepidosauria; Squamata; Eublepharidae
Gene: SOAT1
Product: sterol O-acyltransferase 1
Exons: 16
Coding region: 73-1716 (547 amino acids)
Biological process (GO): cholesterol metabolic process; cholesterol efflux
Cellular component (GO): endoplasmic reticulum membrane
Molecular function (GO): cholesterol binding; fatty-acyl-CoA binding; cholesterol O-acyltransferase activity
Source: RefSeq, a predicted model, not a curated record
UUUGCAUCCUGCGGGCAAGAAGCGCGGACGAGGAGUCGAGCGCGCUGGGGCUGAAGUGUUAAGUCUGUUAUCAUGGUGGGUGAAGACAAUAUCUCUGUACGGAAUCGCCGAUCUGCGUACAGCACCACAGAGAAGGACGAUGUGUCACGGAGGCAUGAGGAAGACUGGUCAUUCUCAAAAUUCAGCAAUGGUCGGGUUGAUGUUGACCAUGUGAUAACAAAGAAAAUGCAACUCCUGGCGGAGGCCGAGCGUUUGAAGCCAUCUUUCAUGAAGGGGAUCGACAGUCAUUUUUCAGAGUUCGUAGAUGGCUUGGUUUCAAAGUCAACGCUGCUGGAGUCGUCGAUAUCUGCCUUCCCGACCACAUGUUCAGAGAAAGACGUCUACAAAGCCAAAGACUCGAGAGCACCUCCAGAACAUGGAAAAGUUUUUGUUGUCAGGAAAUCUCUCUUGGAUGAGCUGUUUGAAGUGGAGCACAUCCGAACCAUCUACCAUAUGUUUAUUGCCUUCCUCAUCCUCUUCAUUCUUAGCACUCUUGUGAUAGACUUCAUUGAUGAAGGAAGGUUUGUACUUGAGUUUGAUCUCUUGGUCUACGCUUUUGGCAAGUUUUCUAUUGUUACCCUUACCUGGCUGUGCAUGGCCUUGUCCACUGUGGCUGUACCCUUUGGCCUUUUCUGCCAGUGGGCCCAGGGCUACCACGGUUCCUCCCACAAGACAGUCCGUUCCCUCUUCUUUGGGACACUCUUCAUGCUCUUCCAGAUAGUUGGACUUGGAUUGGGACCGACUUGCGUUGCAUUGUACUAUGAUCUUCCACCAGCCUCCCGGUUCAUAGUCAUUCUUGAGCAGGUCCGUCUGAUUAUGAAAGCACACUCAUUCAUCAGAGAGAACAUCCCCCGCGUACGUUCCUCUCGCCCACAAAAGACAAACUCUGUUCAGAUUCCUCGAUUUUCUCAGUACUUGUAUUUCCUCUUUGCUCCCACCCUGAUUUACAGAGAUGAGUAUCCCAGGACUCCCACAAGACGAUGGAGCUAUGUUGCUACCAAGUUUGCACAGGUACUUGGUUCACUCUUCUAUACUUACUACAUCUUCAUGAGAAUCUGCAUCCCUACGUAUCGGAACUAUAGUCAGGAACCCUUCAGCCCACGAGGACUGGUCCUUUGCAUCUUCCACUCCAUUCUGCCAGGUGUACUGAUAUUUUUCCUGAUCUUCUUCUCAUUCCUCCACUGCUGGCUUAAUGCAUUUGCUGAGAUGCUGCGCUUUGGUGACCGAAUGUUCUAUAAGGAUUGGUGGAAUUCUACAUCGUAUGCAAACUAUUACCGAACCUGGAACAUAGUAGUACAUGACUGGCUGUAUUACUAUGCAUACAGAGACUUCCUUGGGUUCUUUGGGAAAAAGUUCAAAUCAACUGCUAUGCUGUCCGUCUUUGCCGUUUCUGCUGCUGUACAUGAAUACGUCCUGACUGUCUGUUUUGGUUUCUUCUAUCCUGUCAUGUUCUGCCUCUUUAUGUUCUUCGGAAUGCUUUUCAACUUCAUAAUCAAUGACCAACGAAAGGGAUCCAUUUGGAAUGUGAUUAUGUGGACUUCUCUUUUCCUGGGCCAAGGAAUGAUGCUUUGUUUUUAUAGUCAAGAAUGGUAUGCCCAUCGGUAUUGCCCCUUGAAAAAUCCCACUUUCCUGGACUAUCUGAAGCCACGUUCCUGGACUUGCCUCAAAAAGAUAUAAAGUCCUCCAGGCUGAGGCGGGAAGACGGUGACACACCUUGGACCAGUGAUCUAAAUGUCUUGAGCCAUUUAAAAGGGGGGAACAAAUUAGUCUUUAGUUAUGGCAAACAAUUUUUAAAAACCAUCUCUCAAGGCAGCUAAGACUUCAGAAGGCUUGGCAAACGGUUCUCAUUCUGUAAGCAGCUCCAACCUGAGCCACUCCCAUGCUGGUCACGAAACGCGCUGGAAGGUUGGCGAAGGAUUUUCCAGUGACCAAUGUACUUAAUUCCAAACCGUGGUUUGUAUAUGUUGCUACUGUUUGUUUUUUUCCGUCCUGAAGGGGGCAGUAUUAUGCGAUCGGGGUCAGUUUUGCCUCAUCUGAAUGUAACAUUCCUUCUGAAUGAUCUCUCACGCACAGUAUUUGUUUGCGUUCUUGUACUCGUUGGUUCCUUAUUGAUGAUUGAUUGAUUGAUGUAGCCCAGAGGGUCACGAACGUUGGCUUGCCGGCCAGCUUCUCUUUUGUGCCCACUCUCAAGCCCUUGGCAUGGAUGCAAGUUUGUUUUCGUUGGUGCUGUGUGUGGUGUGAAAACAUUAAGGAAUAAAGAAGAGUCCGUCCCGCUGCAUCUUAUCUUCUCUGUACCUCACUACUGAUGAGUGUUACCCAUGCCUCGUUUCUGAGCCCUCUCAAAGCAUUAUGUUCAUACUCUCAGAGGGCUCAAAAGCGAAACAUGGAUAGCAUUUAUUUUCGUUGAAGUACAGGGCAGAGAAGCAGCCGCAGGAGAGAUUGCUCUUUUUUGCUGCCUCCGCACCGUAGCUCAAGAGAGAAUGCAGGAGAGUUGGAGUGGAACAUCCUUGCCCUUGUGAGCUGGUGUGUAAUUUUUUUUGUCAACAUCAGAUGAAGGAGCACCUUUACUUCCUUUCCCAUGGAAAUAGCCAUAAUAUAAGCAUAUGACUGAGAUGAUUCCGGCCACAAGUCUUUGUUUUCUGUCUGCUGCCCGUCAUCGUAGAAAUUCAUACACACUGUAGGAGAGGUGGAACAACUCGGCUUCUAAUGCAGGUUGCUGCUUUUUUUUAAAAAAAACUACUGCUUUGUGAUCGAUGUAUUAUAUGAAAAGAUAUGCCAAACCAUUUGCCUUUAUGUUCUUAUGCUUAAUUUUUUCCUCCUUUUGAAUUGAAAAAAAAUCCCAACUUUAAUGUUUUGAAUGUACCCUUGAGGAAGUUCAUUUUGGAUUUUCAGGCUCUUAACAGUACUAAUAGCAGGGACAGGCUAUUCCCUGCCAUGUUUGUGUUUGGUUUCUUAACUGAGCCAACGCACAGUAUUAUGUUAAGUACCAAAACUAAAUUGUAAAGUAAAAUGCAGGCUUGUGGCAAAGCGAGUAACUUGUCUUCUCUUUGCUAGGAACAGCUGGUAUCUGUAUUCUUGGUGAUCCCGACACAGGUCAGGAAUCCUGUUUAGCAGUACAAGUGUCAGUUUCUGUAAUAAAGUGACCUUUUUUUUAAGGGCUAUUCCACAUAAUGGAUCUCAUGUGUUCAUACUUUCACAAGUGAUCUUCUUUUUCUUCACUGGCUUUUUAAAGUGGAGGAUAGGACCCCCCCACCCAUAUUCAGCAGUGGUAAAUCUCUCUGUACCAGUGCUAGGAGGCAACAUCAGUGGCCUCUGUGGCCUAUUUGUUGGCCCUUCAGGGCAAUUGUGUGAUGCAGGAUGCUAGACCAGCUGGAACACUGUCUGAGCCAGCAUGUCUGCUCUUAGAAUGUAACAAAAAAAGUCUCCCUGAAUUGUGAGUAUCUACAGCUGCUGAAAUUUAGGAGUGGAAUGACUGGUAGAAGGUUUAGAUCACCUUGAUCGGAGUGAGGUAGAGUCACCAACAACCAAAUUCAUCUGCUUUUGCAGGCCGGAGCUGACCCAUGGGACUUCCACUGGGCCCACCCUUGUCCUAUUCUGUCAGUACACCCUUGGUACUGAAGGUUGUUUAUACAGUGAAAUGUAUAACUAUGUUGUUGCAUGUUCCAGUUUUGCUGUUCCUCACUGAUGUUUAGCACCUGAAGGUGGAGGGGUGAUGAUGUAAUGUUGGAAAAAGUAAUAACAUGUGCCAAGUUGAAGCGAUUCCAGUGUUUUUCUUGAAAUGCCAUUUGACUCAGUGGGAUGGACUUGGAAGUUUCAGACCAAAAAUAAUAGACAAAAAUGGUGUCCUUAGAACUGCUCUGGGGGUAAGUGUCUGUGCCACUGCAAAAGAAAAAGAAAAGAAGCAAUAUUCCCUUUAUUGGUGGUCCGUCGAGCUGAUCUGCCCUACAAAAUGACUACUAUUCUGUGGCCAGCCACUCUCAGUAGAGUAUUGUCCCCAAUCAAUCUGUAGUUUUACAGUGCAAUUCUAAGCAGAGUUGCAUCCUCCUAAGCCAGGGGUCAGUAGUGUCCUGAGAAAGAUUUAGGAGACAGCUGCACUCUUUUCAUUGUUAUGGUAAAGUACGUAAAGGUGCAAGCACUGAGUCAUUACUGACUCAUGUGGGGGACGCUGCAUCACAACGUCUUCCUGGCAGACUUUUGUUACGGGGUGGUUUGCCAUUGCCUUCCCCAGUCAUCUAUAUCAUUACGGUAGCAGGUUGUAAACCUAUGGAAAAGUACCUUUCAUUGCACUAGUAAAUAUUUUAAGUGUUUAAAGUAAAAUGUUUAAAGCUAGGGUCUGCAGCCUUGCACAAUUAAGGAGCCAAACUACGUCAAAAUUCAAAGCAGGAGAUCAGCAAAGAGCUUGUAUAAGUGAGCCUUUUAUGUUAACUGAAAAUAUACAAUUUAACAUUACUGAUAAUCAGCAUGUCGAUUAAUAACCCAUAAACUGUGCAACCCAAACGCUCGUGGUUGCAAGAAAAUGAGACACACACACACAAGGUCUCACAAUAAGCAAUAAAUAUGCAUAGGCGCACCCUGCACCAUUGCUUUAGUGCACUGGCAUAAGUUCUGUGCAUGGUUCACCCUUGAAUUACUGGCAGCUAUUCACUUCUCUCAUUUUCCUUUCUGUGAAGCAUCUCUGAGACGCCCCAUUAAAAGUCUUUGCCUGCCAUUCCCUUCAUAUAAUGGUUAUUCUAGCAUCCAAUCCACCCCUCCAAUGUACCUUAAAAGAUUUCUUUAUUUCUACGCUGAAGCUCAUUUAGCUCUGGAGUCACAGGUUGCAGAUCCCUGGUUUAAGGGUAACCUAUUCCUGGCUUACAACAGACUAUUAACAUCUUAAGUAGCAAAGCAUUGUUCCAGACUCCACUGCUCAUACCACAUGGAUUUAGUCCUCCUAGCCUCCAGUCUUGCACCGUGGUUAUAUUUUGUGAUGGUGUAUUUUGCUUUUUUCUUGUUGAUUUCAUGCGCUUGAAAGUGUUUUUGUUAAUUAAAUUAAAGCAUUGGGAGGAAAACAUAGGGCCUAACACUCUUUGCAAAACUACUGCACAUUCCAAAAUAGCCACAAGGAAGGGAGCACACAACAGAUGUAUCAGAACAGUAUUGAACAAAAGGAAUCCCGUUGCCUGUUAGCACUUUUGCCUUUAAUAUUGUGCGAUGUGUAAAUUGUGGGCAAACAAAUUAAUUGGGCACACUGUCUGGGUAGGUCUGAGGAUUGCAGCCGUUCUGCUCAGCCCCAAGGUGGUCCUCCUGGCCUCUUGUAUCCCUGUGUUUUGUUUUACUUUGGCAAAUGCAGAUGACACUAACCAAUCCUACAUGGUUAAUAUUUCUGGCAAAUGUGUUGCUUGAGUUGAAUGUUGUGAACAGCAGCUGAACACUGGAGGGGGGGGGGGAAUCAAAUACAAUAUCCUGAUUUUUAAUAAACAGUUGCUGAAAUAAUAUCUAGCUCUGUUUGUAAUUCUGCUCUCCUGUAGUUUUGAUUUCUAUAGUCAGAGGGAAACCUUAACCAGCAAUACCCAUUAUGUAGGAGGGUUCUCCUUUGGAACACUAGCAACUAUGUAAGUGCAGCUCGUAGAAUUGUUAAGUUAGUGUUAACAUGAUGAAAUCAUGCUUUCUGUAUCUCUUUGGGGUGGUGUUGAACUAGAUAACUGUCUGUGGAAGGUACAGCGUUCGUCUUUCUAAGAUAGUUUUUGAAUCCAUCCAAUGAAACUUCAUACGUAGGGUCCUUUCUGCUGCUUAUAUAGAGAGAACCCCCUCCACCUCGUCAUACAGAGUUUGAUUUAAACCAUGUUUUCUUUGGGAGAAACUUCAGCUUUUUGAAGGGGGAGAAGUAAGGGGGCAUUAACAUAACUGAGUGUCACCAACAUUCUGGUUUGGAUUUAUGAGUGUAAGCUGCUGGAUGUAAUAGGUAUAAUCUCUGAAUAUAGAUACAUAGGUAUCUUUGAAGGUCUGCAUAGUUCCUUCAGUUGCAAGGCACACAUUAGUGUAGUAAGCAGCUGAUGGUUGCUGCUGAACCUAUUCACUGAACAGGAAGGCUAAGGGUUGGGGUUUUUUUUUUGCUCAUGCACAAUUAAAGAUUUGCACAGAUUUCAAAGAAGAAAUGCGAUCUGUGCUUGGCAUUGGCAUGGGAUCGCCGAGGUUUGGGAGUCUUGCGCCUUUUGUAAUACAAAGGGGGUUGUGAUGGAUUGUGGAAGUCACCUGUUGCAGGGAAGGAUGCCGUUCUGUUAUAGAUUCCAUACUGUAUUGGACUGUAUGUUGUGACCUGUUCUGACCUGUGACAAAGAUGUACAUGAUCUAUGCUGUACUACCGAAAUGAAAUAUAUUUUGCUAUCUAUGAAA